ACAGCCUCGCUCGCUCUUUCACAUCUGUCUCAUAAUAUUGCCAUGUCGUGUGCCACCUUUGAAAUCUCUGUUCAUUUGUCGACGUUCGUACUUGGAUCAUAACACCCGUCACAAUGCCGCCUAAGAAGAAAAGACGCACGAAUGGAUCAAGUACACCUCAAAGUUCUCCGCCUCCUACACCCGCUACUCCUGAACUAGACUCGUGGCCUGGUUGGUGCGAGAUUGAAUCCGAACCUGCCUUCUUUACCACCAUUCUCAAGGACAUAGGCGUUCGCGAUCUCAGAGUCCAAGAAGUAUUCGGUGUCGACGAUACCAACCUAGCAGUCUUACCCAAACCGGUCCACGCAGUCAUCUUUCUGUUCAGAUAUCAGCAAGAUGAUACUGCUGAACAGGUCCCAGAAACAACAUGUCCUUCUCAUGUCUGGUUCGCCAAUCAACUUCCCCAAUUUGCAUGCGGAACUGUUGCUCUGCUGAACAUCGUCAAUAACAUUCCAGACUUAGAGCUCGGCUUGCCUCUACAGUGCUUCAAAGAAUUCACGGAAACCUUUGAUCCGGUUGCUAGAGGCCACGCAAUCGAUAGCUUUGAUUUCGUGCGCAAGAUCCACAAUUCUUUCGCACGAGACACUGACAUGCUCGCCAUCGAUUCUCAGAUGCAUGAGCGAAAUGACAGAAUGGUCAAAAAGCAGAAAACGCAAGCUGCAACUGCUGCUAAAGUGGCUAAAGCAAGAGAGAAAGCUGCAGAGAGAGCCGCAGAGAAAGCCGCCAAAACCAAUGAAGAAUCAACGCCGACCGCAGUAAGAUCUAACCCUCCACGCAAAGCCAGAAACAGCAAAGCUGUGGUUGAAGAGGAAGAGGAGCAAGAGUCUGAAGCAUCGGGAUUCCAUUUCGUCGCCUACAUGCCUAUUGGUGACGACGUAUGGAAGCUUGAUGGUCUGGACUCAUUUCCUACCGCUGUCGGGACGAUCCAGCCUGAUCAGGACUGGUUACGUGUGGUUCAGGGUACCCUUGCGGUCCGCAUGGCUCAGUAUGAAGAAGGUCAGCUAGAGUUCAGUCUGAUGGCCGUCGUGCAAGAUCCGGUUGUUGAAGACCGCCGUGCUCUUGCGCAAAACAUUCGAUCGCUCCAAGAGAUUCAGACACAACUUGACCAAGUUUCUCACAGCUGGCGUAGCUUCAUUGAUCCAAAAUCAGAGGACAGUACUCUGUUUGGCGCAAAUGAAGAUUAUGGCCUGACCGACGACAUGAUCUCCGAAACGAUUUUGGCUGAGAACAUGACGCAGCAGCUCAGAUCAAGCUGCCCAGAGAGCCUGCUCAAGGUACGGCAAGAGCUUGUGACGAAUCAGGCUGGCUACAAAGCACAGGUACGCGAUUCUCAACAAGCAGAGAAGACAGACGCCGAAGAGGCCAUGCAUCGUAGACAUGAUUAUGGAUCUUUCGUCAAAUCAUGGAUGCAAGCUCUUUGCGAUGAUGGAGCAUUGAAGAAUCUGCUGGACGAUCAGGAAGAGCAGGAGCAGGAGCAGGCGGAGGAGGAGAGUUGAGAGAGAUACGACGAGUAUCGAAGCAUUGCGUUUUGAUUCAGAGAUACCCCUUUCCUUUUUCAAACAGAACAUCCGAGAGCCAGUAGUACACGCGACUCCAACGCUUCAGCCCCUCCCACAUUUGCUACUUUAAUUGGAUGCCAUCGUGAAUUUCAAAAUAGCUGCGCAUAAUUCAAAGAAGAC
This is a messenger RNA of Aureobasidium pullulans EXF-150, 1718 nucleotides long. Its product is annotated as cysteine proteinase. NCBI's taxonomy places the organism in Eukaryota, Fungi, Ascomycota, Dothideomycetes, Dothideales, Saccotheciaceae. Bases 114 to 1535 code for a protein of 473 amino acids. Gene Ontology annotation, molecular function: cysteine-type deubiquitinase activity. The record is from RefSeq and is a predicted model, not a curated record. The transcript has 3 exons. Gene Ontology annotation, cellular component: cytoplasm. Gene Ontology annotation, biological process: ubiquitin-dependent protein catabolic process; protein deubiquitination.